Molecule: messenger RNA, 2277 nt
Organism: Salvia hispanica
Lineage: Eukaryota; Viridiplantae; Streptophyta; Magnoliopsida; Lamiales; Lamiaceae
Product: ferric reduction oxidase 4-like
Cellular component (GO): plasma membrane
Molecular function (GO): ferric-chelate reductase activity
Source: RefSeq, a predicted model, not a curated record
CUUGGGAAAUUAAGGAAAGAUGAGAUAUGGUGCAGCAUGGCAGUCUUUCUUUGUUUUGGUGUUUGUAGGGUAUAUGCUAGUAUGGAUUUUGCUGCCUACAAACACUUACAAGUAUUCAUGGACUCCCAAAUUGAAGGAGAAACUCAACUCCACAUACUUCAGAGAACAAGGUGUUAAUCUUCUUCUCUUUAGUUAUCCUCCUAUGCUGGUGGCUGCAAUGGGAUGUGUUUAUCUGCAUCUAAAGAAGACGAAAUCGGAUUCUAAGAGUCGCAAGAGGUUGUACCUCUCCUUGAAGCGGCCGGCAAUGGUUGCGGCGCCACUAGGCAUAGUGAAUGCGGUCGAGCUGACCUUCGCAGCCAUGUUUAUAGUACUCAUGAUCUGGUCUUUGGCUAACUACUUGCAUGUCAGCUUUGGGCAUCUCCACAUGCACACCCCCGGAGUAAAAGUAUGGGAAGCCAAGUUCCGUAGCGUGUCACUGAGGCUGGGAUACAUCGGAAACACUUGCUAUGCUUUCCUCUUUUUCCCCGUCACACGAGGCUCGUCUCUGCUGCCUCUGGUGGGCCUCACCUCUGAUUCCAGCAUCAAGUACCACAUCUGGCUCGGCCACCUCUCCUCGGUGCUCUUCACCCUUCAUAGCGUGGGAUUCGUUAUAUAUUGGUGGGCGAUGAGUGAUCAAAUGUACCUGAUGCUUGAGUGGAGCAGCACCUACCUCUCUAAUGUAGCUGGAGUGAUCGCGUUCGUGCUGCUGCUGGUGAUCUGGGUGACGAGCUUGCAACGCGUUAGGCGAAAAAUGUUCGAGCUCUUCUUCUACGCCCACCAUCUCUACACCAUCUACUUAUUCUUCUACAUGUUCCAUGUUGGAGUUGCCUAUCUCUGUAUGAUCCUCCCCGGAAUAUUCCUCUUCCUCAUCGAUCGUUACUUGAGAUUCCUCCAAUCCAGAGAGAGGACUAGGCUGGAUUCCGCGCGCAUGUUGCCUAAUGGAACAAUGGAACUCACCUUUGCCAAGAAUCCAAGACUGUCGUAUAAUACUGCUAGUACGCUGUUCGUGCGUGUUCCGAGCAUAUGCAAAUUGCAGUGGCAUCCGUUUACAGUCAUCUCCAACUCCAAUAUGGAGAAAGAUAAACUGAGUGUUGCAAUCAAAUCUCAUGGAGGUUGGACACAGAAGCUCUAUAAACACCUCUCUAUGUCUUUAGAUCAUCUUCAAGUAUCGACCGAGGGCCCUUAUGAACCGGCUUCCUCUCAUUAUCUAAGCCACGAGUCGUUGGUGAUGAUAAGUGGAGGAAGCGGAAUCGCCCCUUUCAUCUCCAUUAUCCGCGAAAUCAUACACAAAAGUACUACUGCAGAAUCAGACACCAAGGUUCCAAAACUCCUCCUAGUAGCUGCGUUCAAGAACACAAGUGAUCUGACCACGCUCGAUCUCUUGCUCCCUCUCUCCGGAGCUUCUCUAGACCUCUCGAAACUGCAGCUGCAGAUAGAAGCCUAUGUUACUCAAGAGACAGAAAAGCCUAUUGAGGAUGCCAAAAACCAAAUAGAGAUAAAACUGUUUAGGCCAAAUUCAUCAGACUCUCCGAUAUCUGCAGUGCUUGGGAAGAACAGCUGGCUGUGGCUUGGUGCAAUAAUCUCAUCAUCCUUCCUCAUGUUUCUGCUGCUUCUCGGGCUUGUUACUCGUUACCACAUAUACCCUGUCGAGAAAAGGGGAGGGAACUACCAUUACAGCUACAAAAUCAUGUGGGACAUGUUUCUUGUUUGUGCUAGCAUCUUUGUAGCUACUAGUGCCAUUUUCCUCUUGCAGAAGAGGAAAGGUUCAUCAGAAGGGAAUCAAGUCCAGAAUGUCGAACUGCAAUCUCCAACAAUGUCGCCAUCUUCGUGGCUAACCCCUCCGGAUAGGGAACUGGAGAGCCUGCCUCAUCAGUCUCUUGUCCAAUCCACAAAAGUGCACUAUGGUGCAAGGCCUGAUCUCAAGAGGAUACUGUUUGAUUGCAAAGGAUCAGAUGUUGGGGUUCUCGUUUCCGGUCCUAAGACUAUGAGACACGCAGUUGCCAAAAUAUGCGCCUCUGGUCUAGCUAAAAACCUGCAUUUCGAGGCCAUGAGCUUCGAUUGGUGAUGAAUGCGAUGCUGAUUACUUCUCUGUUUUAUUUGUUUCUCAGAUUGCUCACUAAAGAUGUUUGAUCUCUGUUUUUUGCUGAUAUAUUUGGUCAUGAUGUAAUAUAAUGUUGUAUUUGAAAAAAUGUCUGUUUACCAAGUGAUGUUUAAAUAAAGGUAAGAAAAUGCUAUGAA